Molecule: messenger RNA, 1652 nt
Organism: Sander lucioperca (pikeperch)
Lineage: Eukaryota; Metazoa; Chordata; Actinopteri; Perciformes; Percidae
Product: meteorin-like protein
Exons: 4
Coding region: 157-1047 (296 amino acids)
Molecular function (GO): hormone activity
Source: RefSeq, a predicted model, not a curated record
AGAGAGAGAGAGAGAGAGAGAGAGAGAAUCCCGUGAAGCUAGUCACAGUGUGCGUCGCAGCAGAGCGUGUAGUAGCCUACUCUCGAUAACUAACAGACUUUCUAGCCAUGCACUGCCGUCCACUUCAGUCUGAAUUUGUAUCUUCAUGUGGAUGAGAUGUUGCCAAAUGUGAUUAUUUUGAUGAGCAUCCUGGGUCUUCAGUUACAGCACUGUGCGGCUGAUCUGUGCAACUGGACUGGAAGCGGUUUUGCAGCUGGUGUGGACUCCAGGAUUGUCCUCCAGGUGCAGUUGCGCUGUACAGAGGGCUCGGUGAGGUGGAUAUACCCUGGCCAGGCUCUCCGGGUGGUCCUGGAGCCCAAUCUGUCCUCCUCCCAGAGCACCACUGUCUGCAUCAAACCGUCUCCCUCUUUCCAUGGAGCCAGCGUGUUCAUUGAACGAGCCGGGGAGCUGGAGCUGCUGGUGACAGAGGACGGGCGGCCCGAGCAGCAGGUGUUCUGUUUCCGGGCAGAUGGUCCGCACAGGCCCGCAAUCUACCUCCAGUCCAGACCGCAGAGUGAUGGACCCUGGAGCAGACGCACGAUGGGCUUCAGAUAUGAGCUGCUGGGCAACAGGACUGCUGCACCCAACGUGGGCCACAGCGGGCUUCAGGCUUCAUGCCGACCCUGCAAUGACACAGAACUCCUCAUGGCUAUCUGCAACAGUGACUUUGUGGUCCGCGGCCUCAUCAAGAAAGUCUCCCAUGACUCUGAACGUCAGACGUCGCUGGUGGAGGUGUCAGCAGCAAGGGUGUACUGGCAGCGCAGUGGAGUGUUUGAGCAACAAGCAGCUGCCUCUGGGUCACCUCGGUCCGUCCCGUCUUGGCGUGGACACAUCCACACACUCCUGCAGUGCCACGUGAAGCCUGGGGAUGGAGAGUUUCUCUUCACAGGGUCAGAACACUUUGGGGAAGCUUGGUUAGGGUGUGCCCCACGAUACAAAGACUUCCUGUUUGUCUACCAGACUGCCUGGGCAGCACGGCGGAAUUCCUGUGACUUCCCUUUAGUCUGAGGAAGUGUGUUGUUUUAGCCCUACUACUGAAGCCGGCCAGUCUUUAUCCACAGGCAUCCACACCCCUGUACUGGCACUGUGGGAUCCCUGUGAUGUUGUCAUGUGACAGCAAGGUGGCAUCCAGCAUCAACAGCAUGGACGAAGCUAUUGAAUUGCUGGUAAAAUACACAUUUGGAGGAGCAGAGCAGAGGCAAACAGCAGGGCCUCCUGCCCUGAGGCCCAGAGAGGACCGGCCUUUGUCUCCCUCCCAUCACUGCCCUCAGUCCUGGGAGACCGAGAAGGGGUUGGGUUGCUGCUCUCUCUUUGUGCUUCUCCCUAUAUCAACCGUUGUUCACUUUGCUGGCUCUGUGUGACAAUUGCCCCCUUAACUGAGGUGGGAGGGAAGACUAAAGCACAGCCAUUCAUAAUCGGCAGUUUGUCAUAGUGAAUAGGCUUUUACAUAUAUGAUUGUGAAGUUAUUUUUAUACUGAUUCAUCUUAAGUUUCAAAUCCUCUUUGUUUUGUCUAUUGUACUCUUUGAAUUAAAUAUCUUUGCAUCUAAUUCAGGAUUAUUGUGUUUAUAAUGCAAAAUAAAUCCUCCACUGUAUAAGUAAUCAUAUUUGUUUG